Molecule: messenger RNA, 2175 nt
Organism: Anopheles marshallii
Lineage: Eukaryota; Metazoa; Arthropoda; Insecta; Diptera; Culicidae
Product: calpain-7-like
Exons: 4
Coding region: 1-2175 (724 amino acids)
Biological process (GO): proteolysis
Molecular function (GO): calcium-dependent cysteine-type endopeptidase activity
Source: RefSeq, a predicted model, not a curated record
AUGACUAGCGAAGGGGAAAUUCGGUCCAUUCUUAGCCGUGCAUUGGAUGCCGAUGAGGCGGGCAAGAAAGAUGAAGCCAUUGAUCUUUAUGGACAGGCGGUUGAGAAGAUACUCCGGCUGGAGGAUCGCGAAAAGCGUGAUAAGUUGAAUAAAUACGCAAAACAGGCACUGGAGCGAGCGGAGGAAUUGAAAGGAAUCAAGUACACCGGACAGGUGGUACCACAGCCUUCCGUGGGUCAUACACCGACAGUACUGCAGCCAGUGCGAAGUAGCGCAGGUUUAGCUAGUCCUUCGCGUGCCGGCCCCGUGUUGGAGAUCAGUGGAAACCGGCAUGCCUACACGAGCGAGGAGAAAAAGGUGCUCGAGCAUACCUCGCACAUUAACGCGAAAGUUUACGUACCCUUCAUGGAUAUCGAUCUGCUGGAGAAGUUUCACUUUCCGAUGCCAUUCACCGAUAAGGACGGUUUGCUGGAGCUGGCCCCGAAGCAGAAGCGUGACCUUGUGAACUGGGUGCGCGUCAGUGAGCUGUGCGAAAACCCACAGCUGAUUGUUGGCGAUCAUGCGGACUUCUACAGCAUCCGCCAGACGAUCGUUUCGGACUGCAGCUUUGUUGCUUCGCUGGCCGUUGCUUCUCAGUUUGAGAAGAACUUCAAACGUCGAAUUCUUACCUCCAUUAUCUAUCCGCGCAACAGCAAGGAUGAGCCGAUAUAUAACCCGAGCGGCAAGUACUCCAUUCGGAUGCAUGUGAAUGGAAUACCGCGAAAGGUGGUGAUCGAUGACUACCUACCGCUCGGCCGAUACAAUCAGCUGCUGUGUUCGUACUCGAGCAAUAAGAAUGAGUUUUGGGUGUCGUUGCUGGAGAAAGCGUACAUGAAGUUGAUGGGAGGUUAUGAUUUUCCCGGAUCGAACAGUAACAUCGAUCUUCACGCAUUGACCGGUUGGAUACCGGAACGAGCGUUGGUAAAAUCGAACGAACCCGACUUUAACGCGGACGCUGUGUUCGAUCGGUUACAGGAAGGACUUAGUAUGGGCCGUUGCCUGGUAACGGUAGCCACGGGAGAGCUGACGGAUGCGGAAGCGGAACGUACGGGGCUCGUAUCCACCCACGCCUAUGCGGUGCUGAAUAUGCGCGAGGUAGAUGGCGUGAAGCUGUUGCAGCUUAAGAACCCCUGGUCCCAUUUACGGUGGCGCGGUAACUAUUCCGAACUGGAUGUGGUCCACUGGACGCCGGAGUUACAGCGAACACUCGGGUACGAUCCCAAAAUGGCAGCCACGUACGACAAUGGAGUGUUCUGGAUAGACUACCGUUCGAUAAUGAACUUUUUCGACGUGUUCUACCUGAACUGGGAUCCGGCACUGUUCCAGUACACGUACUGCAUUCACCAGUCGUGGAGUGCGGGCGUGGGACCAACCAAGGACGCGUACAACGUGGGUGACAAUCCACAGUUUAGCCUGACGGUGCCGGCCGGUCGCGGUUCGGUUUGGAUACUGCUGACACGCCACAUCACAAGCAUUGAGGAUUUUCGCGAAAACCACGAAUACAUCACGGUGCUGGUGUACAACAGCAAUGGGAAACGCGUGUAUUAUCCAACCGAUCCGCCACCGUACAUCGAUGGGGUGCGCAUCAACAGCCCGCACUACCUGUGCAAGAUCCGGCUCGAUCCUGGUGCGGAACGUCGUUACACGCUGGUGGUGUCACAGUAUGAAAAAACUGCCACCAUCUACUACUCGCUGCGGGCGUACAGUAGAACGAAGUUUGAACUGAAACAACUUGGCCCGCGCUAUUCGACGGUGGAAAAUUUAAACGGCGAAUGGAAGGGAAAAACGGCCGGCGGUUGCUUGAAUCAUCCGUUAACGUACAAGAAUAAUCCACUGUACCGGCUGCACAUCGGACCGGCCGAAACGAGCGAUCUGGUCAUCGAGUUGCGCGGUCCCAAGGUGUACCAGGUGGGGUUGGAUUUGACGGUGGUAUCGUUGGCGGACGAUACCGUCACCGCACCGUUCGUAUCGCAAAAAACCGGCGUCUAUCGGUCUGGGUUCUGUGUGCUCGAUCUCGAAAGUAUACCGGCCGGUGUGUACCAGGUACGGCCGUCCACCUUUUUGCCCGAGCAGGAAUCGCCGUUCUUUCUGAAGGUGAAAUCGACGACGAACGUGGUGGUAGAGAAGCUGCAUUAA